This is a messenger RNA of Vidua chalybeata, 5163 nucleotides long. RefSeq names its product attractin (gene ATRN). Gene Ontology annotation, cellular component: Golgi apparatus. Gene Ontology annotation, molecular function: protein binding. The record is from RefSeq and is a predicted model, not a curated record. The coding region runs from base 51 to 3707 and encodes 1218 amino acids. The transcript has 25 exons. NCBI's taxonomy places the organism in Eukaryota, Metazoa, Chordata, Aves, Passeriformes, Viduidae.
UUGUGCCGCCGCCCCCCGCCCGCCCCGCUCCGACCCGGCAGCGGCCGCAGAUGGCGCGGCGGGGACCGGGCAGGCGGGGCGGGAGGUCACCGGCACGUCCGCCGCCGCCGCUCCUGGCGCUGCUGCUGCUGUUGGUGCUGGGCCCCGCCGCCGCCGCCGGCGAGGAGGUGGCGGUGUCCAAGGAAUGCGACAAGCCGUGCGCCAACGGCGGGCGGUGCCAGCCGGGCACCGGGCAGUGCGAGUGCCAGCCUGGCUGGGUGGGCGACCAGUGCCAGCACUGCGGGGGGCGCUUCAGACUCACUGAACCUUCAGGGUAUGUCACAGAUGGGCCUGGAAAUUACAAGUACAAGACAAAAUGCACCUGGCUCAUUGAAGGAAGGCCAAACACAAUCCUCAGGCUUCGAUUCAAUCACUUUGCCACUGAGUGCAGCUGGGACCACUUGUAUGUAUAUGAUGGAGACUCAAUUUAUGCUCCCUUACUGGCAGCUUUUAGUGGUCUUAUUGUUCCUGAGAAAGACAGCAAUGAAACAGUACCUGAAGUUGUAGCUACUUCUGGAUAUGCUCUUCUACAUUUCUUCAGUGAUGCUGCCUAUAAUCUCACCGGGUUUAACAUCACCUAUAACUUCAAUGUGUGUCCCAAUAACUGCUCUGGCCAAGGGGAGUGCAGGCUCAACAGCAGCACCAUGGCCCCGCAGUGCGAGUGUGCCGAGCGCUGGAAGGGAGAGGCGUGUGACAUUCCCUACUGCCCGGGGGACUGCGGGGCUCCUGAGAGGGGCCACUGCAGCCUCAACGGCUCCAAAGCAUGUGUGUGCUCCGCAGGCUGGCAAGGUCCUGGCUGUUCAAUUCGUCUUCCUGCAAACCAGUCAUUUUGGACCCGGGAAGAAUACGCUCUUCCAAAACUUGCUAGAGCAUCUCACAAAGCUGUCAUCCAUGACAAUAAAAUGUGGAUUGUUGGAGGCUAUGUCUUCAAUCAUUCUGACUCUCAGAAGGUUUUAGCGUAUGAUCUCAUUUCUGAAGAGUGGCUUCCACUGAACAGCUCUGUGAACUCGGUAGAGAUGAGAUAUGGUCAUUCCUUGGCAUUGUACAAGGAUAACAUCUACAUGUACGGUGGAAAGCUGGAUGCCACGGGCAACGUCAGCAGCCAGCUGUGGGUGUUCCACAUCCCCAGGCAGAGCUGGGCCGUGCUGGCACCCCGGGCCAAGGAGCAGUACGCCGUGGUGGGGCACUCGGCCCACAUGGUCACCCUGCGGGACAACAGCACCGUCAUGCUGGUCCUCUUCGGGCACUGCCCUCUCUACGGCUACAUCAGCAACGUCCAGGAGUACAACCUGGUGACAAAUACCUGGAGCAUCUUGCAGACGAGUGGAGCUCUGGUGCAAGGAGGAUAUGGUCACAGCAGUGUUUAUGAUCCAAACACAAGAUCAAUCUAUAUCCACGGGGGUUACAAAGCCUUCAGUGCCAACAAGUACAGGCUGGCAGAUGAUUUGUACAAAUAUGAAGUUGAUUCCCGCAUGUGGACUAUUCUCAAAGACAGCCGAUUUUUCCGCUACUUGCACACAGCUGUGAUAGUGAGUGGGACCAUGCUGGUGUUUGGAGGAAACACUCACAACGACACCUCCAUGAGCCACGGAGCCAAGUGCUUUUCUUCGGAUUUCAUGGCCUAUGAUAUUGCCUGUGAUCGAUGGUCUGUGCUGCCUCGCCCAGCUCUGCACCACGAUGUCAACAGGUUUGGGCACUCUGCUGUGCUGUACAACAGCACCAUGUAUGUGUUUGGAGGCUUCAACAGCCUCCUCCUGAGUGACAUCCUGAAGUUCACACCUGAGAGGUGUGAGGCUUUUGGCAACGAGACAUCCUGCCUGGGGGCUGGCCCCGGUGUCAGAUGUGUGUGGGCUCCCCGCCCUCCCCGCUGCAUCCCCUGGGAAAAUGCAACAUUGGAGCAGCAGCAAAAGGUCUUUGAAGACUGUCCUCCCAAGCCAGUUGUAGACAAUGAAAAAUGUGAUCAGAUUACAGACUGCUACAGCUGCACAGCCAACACAAACAGCUGUCAGUGGUGUUCUGACCAGUGUGUCCCAGCACACAACAACUGCACAGAGGAACAGGUUCCUGUUACUCUCUAUGACAAUUGUCCUAAGGAUAAUCCUGCCUAUUACUGUAACAAAAAGACAAGUUGUAAAAGCUGUGCCAUGGAUCAAAACUGUCAGUGGGAACCUAGGAAUCAGGAGUGCAUUGCUUUGCCAGAAAAUAUCUGCGGAACAAACUGGCAUCUGGUUGGCAACUCCUGCCUGAAGAUCACCAGCGCCAAGGAGAACUACGAUCAUGCCAAACUGUCCUGUAGGUCCAACGGUGCUUUACUGGCUUCUCUCACCACCCAGAAGAAGGUGGAAUUUGUUCUGAAGGAGCUGCAGAAGAUUCAGUCUUCACCCAAAACUUUGACUCCAUGGGUUGGACUGAGGAAAAUCAAUGUGUCCUAUUGGUGCUGGGAAGACAUGUCUCCCUUCACCAACACCCUCGUGCAGUGGCUUCCCAAUGAACCCAGUGAUGCUGGAUUUUGUGGAUAUUUAGCUGAGCCUUCCCAACAGGGAUUGAAGGCAGCAACAUGUAUCAACGAGGUCAACGGCACUGUCUGUGAAAGGCCAGCCAACCACAGCGCCAAGCAGUGCCGCACGCCCUGCGCGCUGCGCGCCGCCUGCGCCGAGUGCACCAGCGGCAGCUCCGAGUGCAUGUGGUGCAGCAACAUGCAGCAGUGCGUGGACUCCAACGCCUACGUGGCCUCCUUCCCCUACGGGCAGUGCAUGGAGUGGUACACCAUGAGCAGCUGUCCCCCUGAAAACUGCUCAGGCUACUGCACAUGUGCUCAGUGCCUGGAGCAGCCAGGCUGCGGGUGGUGCACGGAUCCCAGCAACACCGGCAAGGGCAAGUGCAUCGAGGGCUCCUACCGGGGGCCUGUCAAGAUGCCCACCCCAGCCACGCCAGGGAAACACAGCUUGGAGCCUGUUCUCAAUGUCAGCAUGUGUCCUGUGCAGAACAGCUACAACUGGUCCUUCAUCCAGUGUCCAGCCUGUCAGUGUAACGGGCACAGCAGGUGCGUGAACGAGAGCGUUUGUGAGAAGUGUGAGAACCUGACCACGGGCAGGCACUGUGAGACCUGCAUCUCGGGCUACUACGGGGACCCCACCAACGGGGGCACAUGCCAGCCUUGCAAGUGCAAUGGCCACGCGUCCAUCUGCAACACAAACACAGGGAAAUGUUUCUGCACAACCAAGGGAAUCAAAGGAGACGAGUGUCAGCUGUGUGAAGUUGAAAACAGAUAUCAGGGAAAUCCACUUAAAGGAACAUGUUACUAUACUCUCCUCAUUGACUAUCAGUUCACCUUCAGCCUUUCCCAGGAGGACGAUCGCUAUUACACAGCAAUCAACUUUGUCGCAACACCUGAAGAGCAAAACAGAGACCUGGACAUGUUCAUCAAUGCAUCUAAAAACUUCAACCUCAACAUUACUUGGUCCACAAGUUUUGCAGCUGGCACACAGGCUGGGGAGGAAAUUCCAGUUGUUUCUAGAACCAAUAUAAAAGAAUACAAGGACAGUUUCUCCAAUGAGAAAUUUGACUUCCGCAACAACCCAAACAUCACCUUCUUUGUUUAUGUCAGCAACUUCACCUGGCCCAUAAAAAUACAGAGCUGGAAAAUAUAUAAAAAAUUGCAGAAUUAAUUUUCUAUGGAAGCUAAGUCCAAAUCAGCCGUUAACUUCUUCUGGGUGAGGCCAGUGUUGGUUGCUUGAAGUUGCUGUACUUCUGUGAUGAAUAACUCUUGAAAAUACCAUAACCCACCAGAGAAUGUAAAUAUAGACCCCAAAUUCAAAUAUAUUUCAGAAAAUGAGUGCUGUGGGCCAUUGCUGGGAGGCUGAAAGAGUGAGACACUUUUAUUUAUACAAAAGCUUAUUUAAAGAUUCAGGAUAGUGAGCAGAGUUAAUGAAGGAGAGAAAAGUGUAUUGGCAGUAAAAUAGAAGAAGCCACCCACUGAAAUACGACUGUGGAUUCAGCCUGGCUACAGCAUGAAGGAAAGUAUAUCCAGAACUAAGAGAGGGUAUGUCCUGGUUUAGGGCAAAUUUGGGAGAAAACCUCCAAAGUGGUUCCUCUAGAAAGGAAGUUCAAGCGGCCCCUCCCUCAACUGGUUUGGGAAAAGAUUUCCUUGGAGAAAAGUGGAAAAAACUGUUUCUUUAACGGGCAAAGCAUUCACCAGCACAAAGAAUGAACAAUAUCAAACAAUAAAACCUCUUGCCGCUCCCAAAGAGAGACAAACUCAGCAGUCCCUCCGUGGGCUGCAGCUCGGCUCCCUCCGUCUCUGAUGAGUCCCUCCGGGCCCAGGCCCGGCCCGCUGCGCCUCAGGUGGAGCUUCAGCCCAGAGCAGGUUUGAACAGCUCCAAGGAAAGAGAAAAACCACAGUCCAGGGAACUUCUCUGCCUCAGCGAGCUGAAACUAACCAACAGCAAAGGGCAGCUCUGUCCCGCUGUCUGUGCUGCAGACAGCACAGUCCAGGAGCAGGAAUGUGGAGCAGUGAGGGCAGUGUCUGAAAACAAACUGCGCGCUUCUUCUCUCCCCCUUCGCUCUCAGAACUAGCCUUAAAGGUGCAAAACUUAUUUCUGGGCUAAGCAGACGAAUGGGGAUAUGAGCAUCAUAAAGUCACCCAGGACAGGGUAACAAACCCAAUGCUUGUGGCUGGUUUAGCUCCCAAACAUGGAGCCAGAGACCCCAGCACUCCACUGACAGCUCUCAGCUGACUGCGGGGCUUCUUUUGGGGAAAUAAAAAUAUCCCUGGAAUUACCUGAAAACUACUUUUUCUCUCACUUAUCUUCCUGACUUUGUAUUAUUAAGAUUUUGACUGUUUUUACUGUAUUGGCAAAUGUUGCUCCCAGCAAUGUCGGCAAGCAAGAGCUGGGAUCAGGGCAGGAUACUACUGUCAUAGUCCUGUAUAGGAAUAAAUUUUUGGCAUGACUGGGGAUUUCAUAGGGUUUUUUUCUUAAAUUGGUUCUCUCUUCAAUUAUUCUUUGAGUUGUAAGUGUCAUGUAUAGUUACUUCUUUAACUAGUCUGUUUUGCAUGCAAGAUUAGCACCAUCCAGCUUCUCACACCUGGACCAAAAGUAUCAAUAAAUUACAUUAAUAUCUUGA